CAACUGCUGCCAACUGUACCAAAUCGGAAAAUUUGGCGCAUUCGCAAGCAAAUCACCAACGAAGCAGCACGCACGAACGCGUCGGAGCCUUGGUCGGAGCAGCAAAAACCACCAACAAUGCACAUAAUUAUCAAGAGUUUGGCCACAAAGUGCGGAAAGCACUUUACACUGCAGGUUGAACCUUCCAUCACCGUUCAGGACGUGAAGGUCAUGAUCCAGCAGAAGGCCGGGUGUCCUACCGAGCAACAGUGUUUGAUUGCGGACAGUAAGGUCAUGGAGGAUGGCCGCACUUUGGCGGACUACAGCGUCCAGGACAAGGGCACCAUUCACGUGGCGCAACAAGCGGGGGGACCGUGCACCGAUUGCAACCCCUCGAUGGAGAUCUUGGUCAAAACUUUGACUGGAAAGACCAUCGCGCUGCGGCUUCGGAGUUUCAACUCCGUUGGCGAUGUGAAGAUUAUGGUCCAGGAGAAGGAAGGGUUCCCCCCUAACCAACAGCGCCUUAUCUUCGACUGCCAGCUGCUGGAGGAUGGCCGCACCUUGUCGGGUUACAACGUUAAGCAUGGGGACAUCAUGCUGCUUCUGCUACAAUCGGGAGGAUCUUGCGACGUUUGCAACCCCAACAUGGAGAUCUUCGUGAAGUCUUUGACUGGCAAGACCAUGACGAUGCCGGUUCGACGUUUUAACACCGCAGAGGAGGUAAAGAUCAUGAUCCUGCAAAAGGAGGGAAUCCCUUUGGAUCAGCAGCGUCUGGUUUUCAACAGUAAGCAACUUGACGAUGAACGCACCUUGGCAGACUACGGCAUUCAGAACAAGGACACCAUUCACCUAUUGAUACGAUUGGGAGGACCAUGCAAUGUUUGCAAUCCCUAUAUGGAGAUUUACAUUAAGCUUUCGGCCGGGAAGACCAUGACGCUGCGGCCACGACGUUUCAACACCGUUAAGGACGUGAAGAACAUGAUCCUGGAUAAGGAAGGAUACCCCCCAAACCAACAGCGUCUGAUCUUCAACCAACAGGAACUGGAAAAUGGCUGCUCGCUUUCGUACUACCACAUUCAGGACAAGGACAUCAUAAACCUUGCGCUCUGAAUUGAAGAGCCAUUAAGUUUUAACAGCUCUAAAAUGCUUAAUUUGAUUUCAAUCCAAA
Culex quinquefasciatus (southern house mosquito) is the source of this 1147-nucleotide messenger RNA. RefSeq names its product polyubiquitin-B. The transcript is spliced from 2 exons. Gene Ontology annotation, biological process: protein ubiquitination; modification-dependent protein catabolic process. Gene Ontology annotation, molecular function: ubiquitin protein ligase binding; protein tag activity. The record is from RefSeq and is a predicted model, not a curated record. Lineage: Eukaryota; Metazoa; Arthropoda; Insecta; Diptera; Culicidae. The coding region runs from base 118 to 1089 and encodes 323 amino acids. Gene Ontology annotation, cellular component: nucleus; cytoplasm.